Durio zibethinus is the source of this 2390-nucleotide messenger RNA. Its product is annotated as AP-4 complex subunit mu-like. Gene Ontology annotation, cellular component: clathrin adaptor complex. Gene Ontology annotation, biological process: intracellular protein transport; vesicle-mediated transport. The record is from RefSeq and is a predicted model, not a curated record. NCBI's taxonomy places the organism in Eukaryota, Viridiplantae, Streptophyta, Magnoliopsida, Malvales, Malvaceae.
CCACAAUCCUGAAGCCAAGUCUCCGUUCAUUCAAUUACGAAUUGAAAACCUUUUCCACUCUAUCGGCUUCGAAAAACUAAACCGGAGUUGAAAGAAAAUCACCAUUACCAUUUACCAGUGAACGGUGAUCGGACCAAGGUUUCGCUUAUAUGGCCAUGAUUUCGCAGCUCUUUGUGCUUUCUCAAAGAGGCGACAACAUCGUCUUCCGUGAUUAUCGUGGCGAAGUACAGAAAGGCAGCGCGGAGAUAUUUUUUCGCAAAGUAAAGUUCUGGAAAGAUGAUGGAGACGGCGAUGCUCCUCCUGCAUUUGUAGGUAUUUUCAAUGUGGAUGGUGUAAACUACUUUCACGUGAGGGUUUCUGGAUUAUUGUUUGUUGCAACAACAAGAGUUAAUGUGUCACCAUCUCUUGUGUUGGAACUUUUACAAAGAAUUGCACGCGUCAUCAAAGAUUACCUUGGUGUUCUCAAUGAAGAUUCAUUGCGAAAGAAUUUUGUGCUCGUGUAUGAACUGCUGGAUGAAGUCAUUGAUUUUGGUUAUGUGCAAACAACAUCUACUGAGGUUUUGAAAUCAUAUGUAUUUAAUGAGCCAAUUUUGGUUGAUGUGGCCCAUGUGCCAAGCCUUGGGCCAGCGGCUAUCUUUAUGCAAGGGAACAAAAGAAUGCCAGGAACAGCUAUUACAAAAUCAGUUAUAGCAAAUGAACCUGGCGGUAGGAGGAGGGAGGAAAUUUUUGUGGAUGUAAUUGAGAAAAUAAGUGUUACUUUCAGUGCUAGCGGUUAUAUACUUACUUUUGAGAUUGAUGGCACCAUUCAAAUGAAGAGUUACCUUACAGGCAAUCCAGAAAUUCGGCUUGCUCUGAACGACGACCUUAAUAUUGGAAGACGUGGAAGGUCUAUCUAUGAUUAUAGUAGUUCAUAUGGAUCAGGUGCUGUGAUUCUUGAUGACUGUAAUUUCCAUGAAUCAGUACAUCUCGAUAGUUUUGACAUUGACAGGACCCUAACUCUGGUACCAUCAGAUGGUGAAUUUUCUGUCAUGAGCUACCGAAUGACUCAGGAAUUCAAACCUCCUUUUCGCAUUAAUGCAUUGCUUGAAGCAGCAGGAUCACUUAAGGCUGAAGUGAUACUGAAAAUACGUGCUGACUUCUCCCCAAGUGUUACUGCAAACAGUAUUCUAGUACAGAUGCCAGUGCCAAUAUAUACAACUAGGGUUAGCUUUGAGUUGGAGCCUGGGACAGUCGGAAACACAACUGAUUUUAAGGAAUCAAGCAAGAGACUUGAAUGGGGUUUAAAGAAGAUUGUUGGUGGGUCUGAACAUACUCUCCGUGCAAAAUUGACAUUUGCACAAGAACCACAUGGGAAUAUCGCCAAGGAAGCUGGACCAGUAAGCAUGACUUUCACGAUCCCAAUGUUCAAUGCAUCGGGACUUAAGGUUAAGUACUUACAGAUAGCAAAGAAGUCGAACACCUAUAAUCCAUAUCGAUGGGUGAGAUACGUCACACAAGCAAAUUCAUAUGUUGCUCGACUAUGAUAACUUGCCCUUGGAGUUUUUCCUUUUCAGUUCCUUUUUUAAAUGACUCAUACACCUUAAACGACUUCAAAUGGCUGGAAUAAAAGAAAAAUAAAAAAAAAUGUUGAUGUGCCUUAAUUGAAGCAAAGCAGUCGUUGGUGCAAUUGAGUCUCCAUUCACCGUGCUUUUGGGUUUUGGAAUCAGCAUCGUAGUCAUGUCCUUUCUAGGGUGGGAAUAUUGGGUUUGGAGAUUGCUUUGUCUCCAAAGGAGCAGUUCAUGAACAUGAUACUGAUACGAUUAGGCAAAAUGCAAUGUCCAUCAUCCAAAAGUGGCCUAAGCAAUGUUGUUAGAAUGACACAACUGCUGGCAAAUUGAUUGUCAAUCGAUUUGGUUGUCGGAAAACUCGAACAAAAACUGUAAAAUUUUCACUAUUUGUGGAAAAUCUCCCAAGAACCAUAGCAUAUAUUUUGGAACUAGAUUCUCCUUUACCCCAAAUUUCAAAUUAGCGUUGAAGAGAAAGUUGAAUGGUCUAAUCUUUCGCUCAUCCUUGGAAUGGUGAACAAAGUUGCCAGCCGAAAGUGGAUUCCAAAGGAUAUAACUAAAUCUAAAGAUCCACGUUUGCUUUUAAAAAUUGGUUAUUGUGGAUAUUACCAUAUGUUUACAAUUCCCAAUUCUUUUGACUACCGUGAGUCGACAAUGGGAAUCGCUUUCAAUCAUUUCAAAUAACUAAACUUUGUUGAAGCUGGAAACGAAACAAAGCUUUAUUAGUUGUUGAAAGUAGAAUAUAAAACUAAACGUGUCAAGUAGCAUAAAAGAAUGGUGAAUCUUUUAGUAAGUUGAACCUCAAAGCCAAGUUUGGAAAGAAGAAUAUGAAACUAAAAGUUUGAU